GCAUCUGACAUUACGUCCGCGGGCAACCACCCGAUGUCCACAAAGGAGCGAAUGCAAAAAAUGCUCCUCUCCCUUGUGCCCAGUUUAGGCAUCCGCAAAGGUUUGGUUAUCAGCUCGCUUUUUCGACCGAAAAAGGUCUGUGUUCCUUCGUUAUCAGAUUCGUUGAUCGCGCGGUUCGGUUCCAACUUUACGUUACGCCACCGGUACAGGAUGAACGUGGCCUAUUUCCGGCAGCUGCCCAACGAAGAGCAAUGUGCCAUCUGUUUUCAUCUGUCGAGCGAACGGUACCGGAUUGAUAAGGUGUUCAACUUUUCGAGGAAUGUCACGGAGAACAUCGAUGCCAGCCUGGAACGGAUGCGGGCCAACAUCGAAAAGGAGGUAAAGAAAAAGACGAACAAAAAGAAGAAAAAUAAGAGUGAGCCGGUGGAAGGAUCGCUAGAAGCGAGUAGCAGCAGUAAAGAGGAACAGGCUUUGCCGAAAGUUAGCGUUCGGUUCUUCGACGUGGGAAGCGAACAGGACGUCAAAGAUAUGGCCAUUGCGGACCUGCUGAACAAGAUCCGGGACGAAGAGCAGAUUUUGUUGAAAAUUAUGGAUGACGAUUUCCGGAUAGACUACAAUUCACCUGUUGUGCAGACCAUAAAUCUACCUCAAUCGAUUCUGGCGGGGUUCUAUGUGUACCCAUCGAAGCUGGAGCUGCUAUUCGCCGAAAAGGACCAAUCCGAG
Molecule: messenger RNA, 723 nt
Organism: Aedes albopictus (Asian tiger mosquito)
Lineage: Eukaryota; Metazoa; Arthropoda; Insecta; Diptera; Culicidae
Product: 2',5'-phosphodiesterase 12-like
Biological process (GO): nuclear-transcribed mRNA catabolic process, deadenylation-dependent decay
Cellular component (GO): mitochondrion
Molecular function (GO): 3'-5'-RNA exonuclease activity
Source: RefSeq, a predicted model, not a curated record